AUGUUCGAUCCUGUUGUGAAUCGGCAGUUCAAUGGUGCUGCUCCAAGUAUUUCUGAUGGUAGCGGGGUGGUGGAAAUGGUCGUUGUGAGUUUGGUCAAUCGCACUUUGUCCCCAAUGUGUGCUGCUGGAGACCCAGACAGCGGCAGCAAUGACACCAGCCACCGGAGGCCACCAGAGACAAUUGCCAAGACCUUGGCGCUGGCGGCGCAGGAGCGUUCGGUGGACACCACCGCAAGAGUGCGGAAGCAAGAUGACAUCACGGUGGUUGCAGCAUGGGUCCCAACCAAGUGCCAGCCUCAGUGGCGAUGGGACUGGGACCAUGGAACCAUGGGCCCAGACCUUGAAUUCCGUGGGACCGAGAGGUCAGAUCCGGAUGAUCUUGACCUGGACGAGAUCGUUGAAAAUAUGCUGCUGGCAGAGAAAGCUGAGGAGGAGAGGCUCCGUCUCGAAGAGGAGGAGAAACUCCGCAAGGAAGAGGAGGAGAGUCUCCGUCUCGAGGAGGAGAAACUCCGCAAGGAAGAGGAGGAGAGACUCCGUAUCGAAGAGGAGGAGACACUCCGCAAGGAAGAGGAGGAGAUGCCACUGAUGGAUCUUCAAGAGGAGGAUUUCGACGCUGGUGACAAGUCCCCAACCACAUCCAAUGUGUCCUGCGAGUACGGUUUCGCAGAGGGGGAAGCCAAUGAGGAAGAUGCUGAGGGCAUGAACAAAUACCGCAAUCGAAACAACAAGGCUCGUGGAGGCCACAUCCACGCGAAGAAGUCCUCCCGCGACUUUGAGAGGAAGAACAAGACUGAGGUCAGCAGCGCCACGCGGCGCCAAGAAUUUCGGCCAAUGUCCAAUUGCCGUCCAGUUGGACAGAACGCGGCGGCCCGCCCCCAAUAG
Cladocopium goreaui is the source of this 882-nucleotide messenger RNA. The record is from the annotation of a GenBank genome assembly. NCBI's taxonomy places the organism in Eukaryota, Dinophyceae, Suessiales, Symbiodiniaceae.